Suillus clintonianus is the source of this 585-nucleotide messenger RNA. RefSeq lists its product as uncharacterized. NCBI's taxonomy places the organism in Eukaryota, Fungi, Basidiomycota, Agaricomycetes, Boletales, Suillaceae. The record is from RefSeq and is a predicted model, not a curated record. Bases 1 to 585 code for a protein of 194 amino acids. The transcript is spliced from 5 exons.
AUGGCUGCUGAUUGUGGUAUUGGUAUCUGGCCGACGCAAUUACCCCGGUACGCUGAAGCGGUCUCACUUCCGGAUGACGCCUAUGAAGAUAACCUGGUCCACAAGAGGGAAAUAAGUGAUCCCCCAUUUGUUGCCUUAAUUUCGACCAGUGUCAAUCUAACUUCCAUUGACAGGCUCUUGAUGUACGGAGACUGGCAAGAACUAAUUCAUCCACUGGGUGGUACAUAUUUCUACAAUCUCAAACAGAACGCGUAUACUAUGACAAAUAUGAAGACCUGUCGGAACAUGCAGACACUCGACGCAUUUCUUAAUGCAUCACGAGCUGCGGCGCAAGAAGAUGCGUGGACAUUGGUCGUUCAGCCGACGCUGUUUAUGGGUGAGGAAAGAUUUCAAUACUAUUAUGUAGUCCCCGGCAGCCGCAUCAUUACCUGGCUAGAGGACCUGGACGGCUACAUUCUUUUCCGAGCUUGUGUCAAGCCAAGCGAAUGGAAGCACAAGAGCCUAUUAUCUGCAAAGGAAGGUGCUGAUGCUUCUGGUUAUCACAUGCAUACCGACCUGUUUUUACGUCUUGAGGUUCCAUUCUAG